AUGUAUUUGGAUGUCAAAGCAACAGGUGAAGGAGUACUGAAAUCAAUUACAGUAUUUAUUGGCAUUGAUAAGUCAUACACUGGCAUGUAUUGUUCUCAAAAUAACACUGUCAACUUGAAAGUAUCAGAAAAUGCUCCACCUGGCACAUUUGUGGGCAUUAUAAAAAACAAGGAAGUGAUAAAUCGUAAUGAAAGGAUUAACUUCACGUUCCAUGGGCAUCCAUAUGGGAUAUCAAUUAACAGCACUACUGGAGCUGUAACAACAACUGCUCCAUUUGACUAUGAAAAAGAAAAUUUGUAUUACUUCAAAGCUUUUCUGCAUGGAACACAAAGCACUACAAUAGAAUGCAAUAUUUAUCUAUAUGUUAUUGACGUAAAUGACAAUGCACCUCAAUUCACAGCUAGUGAAUAUGAAGUUAAGGUUCAGGAAGAUGCUCCAUUGGGCUAUAUCAUUUUACGAUUACAAGUUAAUGAUUUCGAUACAGUGAACAAAUUUAUAUAUGAGAUAUCUGUAAUUGGUAAUGAAAAAAAUUGGUUCGGGAUUAAACCUGAUGGACGAAUAUUUCUUGUGGCACCACUUGAUUAUGAAGAAAACACAUUUCACCAGUUAACAAUUACUAUUUGUGAUCAAAAACUACCAGAAAAAUCAUUUCAAACAACGACAAAAGUCACAGUAUCAGUUGUGGAUGUAAAUGACAAUGCUCCUCAAAUCAUUUCACCACCUGUUUUCGUAGUACUGCAAAAUAUAGCCCCAGACACCAUUAUUGGCCGCAUAAAAGCUAAAGAUCCUGAUAAAGGGUAUAAUAGUCAACUACAGUAUCGUAUUUUACCAUGGUCACAUCCCGAAGGAUUAUUUACUAUUGACUCUAUUCAUGGAUAUUUAAAGGUACGUGAGCAAAUUUGUGAUGAAACAACUGAAAAUUAUCAUUUCUUGGUUGAAAUAGCAGACUUCGGUAUUUCGAGAAGGCUUUCAACAGUCAUCGAAGUAACUGUCAUAACAUUAUCUAGCAACAAAGGAUCAUUAAAAUCAAAACGUUAUCAUCAUGUAACUGUUCCAGAAAAUGCUGCAACUUUUGCAAGAAAUGCAAAGUUUGAAAUAGAAGAUGGGAAUGAAGAUGGCUACUUUUAUGUAUCGCCCACAAAUGGAACAGUGACUGUCAAUCAACCCUUAAAUUCUCCUAAAAAAUCGAAUUAUAACUUAACAGUCUCGUUGUUAUCGACUAGAAAUUCUAAGAAGAAAAUAAGUAUUAUUAUCAUCGAUAUUCUUACGAUUAACGAUGAAAAAAUUCGAUUUUUUGGCGGAAAUCAAAAAGUUUUCUAUGUAGGUGAAAACAUUGAAGGGCCUUAUCCAAUUACAGGUAAUAGUACGCUUUUUCGCCUCACAGCACAAACAGGCGAAUUACAAAUCAGAGAAACACUUGAUCGAGAAUUCCAAGAACAGUAUGAGCUAGUAGUGCAAGUAAAUGAUCUCAGUGCUCCGCGACGCCCUGGAACGACCAGUACAAUAACAGUAAUUGUAUUAGAUGAAAAUGAUAAUGCUCCAGUUUUUGAACAGCAAGAAUACUACCUUGAAGUAGUGGAGAAUAAGCCAGUAAAAGAGGACUCCAUAUUGAUUUGUCUCCAAGCAAGAGAUAGAGAUCACUCUCAAUUCUCGAUGAUUCGAUAUUAUAUCGAAGAUGUGGACUUAGUACCUUUCUCGAUUAAUUCGACAACAGGAUGUGUGAGUAGGUUGAAAAUACUCGAUCGUGAAGCUCAAUCGAACUGGAUUUUGAAAAUUAGAGCUGAAGACAAUGGAGAAUAUAUUAAACUUUCCAGCACCGCUAUAUUAAGAAUUCGGGUUUUGGAUGAAAAUGAUAACCCACCUUUGAUUCUAAAUGAGCAUCUAGACAUUUUUAUCUCAGAUGCAAUCAAAACAGAUGAAGUGGUAUACAUAUUAUCAGCAUCUGAUCUGGACGAAGGUGACAUGUUAUAUUACAGUAUUGCUGGUCGAGAUGCUUCGAAUUUUCACAUUAAUCAAAAUGGUGUUAUUACUGCAGUAAAAGAAUUAAUGGUGCAAGAUUACUCGAUUACUGCAAGUGUUUCUGAUCCUGGAAAUUUGAAUGCAUCUGUUGGAUUAGAAUUUUAUACUGCAAAGGCGAUAAAAUUUCCCAUUUUUAAAAAAAUUUCCCAGCAUGUAUUUAACAUUACUGAACAUGCUGAAGACGUUCUGAUCACAAGAUUCAGUGUCUACACAGCAAAUGUUUCAAGUCGAGGAAUCUUGUUCUCGAUUGUCAGUGGUGAUCCAAGGCAUCAUUUUAAUCUUAAUUCUCAAACAGGAGAACUGUUUUCUACCAGUAGAAUAGAUUACGAAUAUAGAAAACAGUACAAUCUAUGGAUUGCAGCAAUUGAUCAGCACACCCAACCAAUGGUUUCAUAUGCAAAUUGUAUUGUGAACAUUAUUGACAUCAAUGAUAACAAGCCUAAAUUUGAAAAAAUUUUUUAUUCAGCAUCUGUAAAAGAAAAUGGUGAAGAAAAUGAAUUAGUCACAAAAGUAACUGCUCAUGAUUCUGACUAUGGUAUGAAUGGUAAAAUAAGAUAUAGUAUGCUGGUCGAUAGUUCCGAUUCAUGGAAAUUUUUUAGAAUCAAUGAAGAAUCAGGAGAGAUUUUUACUGUUUCUAGUUUAGAUGCCGAAAAUUCUAGAGAGCACUUUGUAUACAUCACUGCAGCUGAUCAUGGUACACCGGAGUUGUCUGAAACAAUAACUGUGAAGAUUGAUAUAUUAGAUGAAAACGACAAUUCUCCUCGCUUCUCCAAUCUAUUUCAUGCUUCAGUUCUUGAGAAUGCAGCUGUACGUACGCCAGUACUGCAGGUGACAAGUUACGAUAGUGAUGUAAACAGUACACUUAUAUAUGGUUUGGAAGGAAUCGAUGCUGAUAACUUCUUGAUCGAUCGUCAUACUGGCUUGAUCGUUUUGGCGAAAGAGCUUGAUCGAGAAGAGAGAAAUGAAUAUUCGGUAAAGGUGAAAGCUUGGGAUGGUUUGUGGGAAGUACGAACAUCAUUGAUUAUCAUAAUACAAGACGUCAAUGAUAAUGCCCCGAUAUUUAGCCAAUUAGUUUACGCUUUUCCAGUACUAAGCAAUUCAAAGAUUUUUACUAAAAUUGGCGAAAUUAUGGCACAAGAUGUUGAUUUUGGUUUAAAUGGCAAGCUCUAUUACGACUUAAUUUGUCACAACGAGGCAUUUAUGAUUGUACCGUUUACUGGAUAUAUUUUGUCGAUAAGUAAUCUACAAGAAUAUGUGAAUACUACAAUAAAAUGCUUGGCUUUUGCUACUGAUUAUGGAAUCCCAUCGCUGACUAGUGAAGCUACUGUUUAUAUUUACAUCACUGAUCCUUCUUAUCACAACUCAAUAAUGAAAACCUACGAAUUUGCAAUGCUUCCUGCUACUGAAUCUAAUUCAGUGAUUGGUCAUUUACCGUUUUUAGCAGACUCACAAGAUAAUGUUAUGGUAAAUGACAGCCGUUUUAUGGUCAGUCAAGAUGGCUAUCUUAUAACAAAAACUGCCUUUUCCGAUGACUUGUCCAUUCAGAAGAUUGGAUUUUUAAUAACUACAAGUGAUUUUGUCUUCGCUACGGUUAUUGUUGAGAUUACUGAACCGAAUAUGCAUCGCCCCCAGUUUUCAUUAAACAGAUAUGAGUUUUCUGUUCAUGAAAAUUGUGACUUGCAAACGUCAGUUGGAAGUAUCUUUGCCGAAGAUAGUGAUGAUGGUCUUAAUGGAAGAAUAAUUUAUUAUAUACAGCAUGAUUAUGGUUUCUUACCGUUCUCUGUUCAUGCAAUAACAGGUACCAUAUUCACUACUGGACAACUUGAUUUUGAAGAAAUCAGAUAUUACCAGUUCCUAGUUGUGGCAGUAGACUCCGGUUUCGUUCCCUUGAAUAGUACUGCAGAAGUCGUUCUUGAAAUCAUCGAUGAAAAUGACAACUUACCAGAAUUCGAGAAUUAUCUUGAGCAAUAUACGAUAUCUGAAGAUUCCCCGGUAGGCACUGAAAUCACUUGUUUUAAUGUAAAUGACAUUGAUUCUAAAUCAAACGCAUUUGUUUAUCGUAUUAUUCCGGACUCUACGGUACAAAUACCAUUUGCCAUUAAUGCUACAGACGGUACAUUAUACGUUUCUUCCGUGCUUCAUUAUGAAACAGCUACUGAAUAUAUGCUUCGCGUUCAAGUCAGCGAUUCCGAAAUUUGGGAUGUUCCAAAGCAAACAAAUUUGCAACAUAAAAUUUACAACAAUAUUUUACAUAUAGAAAUCACAGUAGAGCCGUCAUUUCAUGAAGUUGCGGCAUAUUUUGUUCAUCCGCAACGAAGCUUUGAAAUCAGUGCAUCGGCAAGAAAAGACACCAUAAUUGGAAGGAUCGACGCUUUCACUCUGAACGGAAAUUAUCCAAAUCAAAUCUAUUACCGUAUUGUUUCAAAUGACUUAGUAAAGAUAAAUGAUCGUACGGGUGAAAUUUGCGUGAAAAAAAAUUGGAAUGAAACGGGCAGACUAAUAACCGUACAAGUUGCUGUGACUAGCCAGCUCUCACGGAAUUCGACUAUCAUUCCAAAUAUCGGUAAAUUUAUGACAAAGGCAACAAAUUAUAGUUGUAAAGUGUACAUUGCGAUGAAAGAAACUGAAGCUUUUCCACUGCUGCAACCAUAUUAUAAUUUCUCACUGCUUGAAACUGAUAAUGAUGAUGAUUCAAACGAAAUAAUUGUUCUUCACCGGUUACCACAGGACUCUCGUCUUGAAAUCAUCAAUGAUGGACUCAGUGAUAUAGGACAGUUGCCAUUUUGUAACAAUGGUUCAGGAAGUAUCAAGUUAUGUCGUCAAAUUAAUUAUAAGCAACCUACUAUUUAUCAUUUAAAAAUAGCUAUUAUUCAACAUGAUAUUGUACGUUCUCGUGCUUCUCUAACGAUUACUGUAAGUAAUAACGCCACGAUAGCAGAACAGAUUACUCUGGUUGGCUAUACUCCGGAAAAUUCCCCUCCUGGGACUCCUAUUAUUAAGCUUCCACUAUUUGAUAUGGAAAUGAUUUCUGGGAAGCAAUUACCAUUCAGAUACAAAAUAGUUGAUAACGAUUUAUCUCAGGUCUUCGCUAUCAAUGAAACUACGGGUGUGCUAUCAAAUAUCAAAAUUUUGGAUCGUGAAAAUCGUCCUCUUUAUAUUCUUCACGUAACAGUUAGCAGUAUUCAUGCGUAUGAACGUUUCACUAGUUAUCAAAUUCGAGUUCAUGUUGAUGAUCAGGAUGAUAAUCUACCUGAAGAACUACUUCGUACUAUCGAUUUAAGAUUUGUAGCAGAUCAAAUUGCUGAAACUGGAAUCACCGUGCAUAUCACUCCUGUUGAUAUGGAUCAUGUUGGAAUGUAUGAAUGCUACUCAGCCGAUGCUACUCAACUUAAUCAUGUUUUUGGAAAAAACUGCUCACUAAAAUUAGAUGGCGAUUCACUGAACUUAGACCAUUUUCGUGAUAAUUCAAUAUUUGUGACAGCUUCCAGUCAUAAUACAAAUGUAACAUUUCCAAUAAAAUUACGAAUGGAACGAGAUACGCUGCAGAAAUCAUUUUUCGAAGAAUCAGCUAUUGUCAUUGAAUUGUGGAGUGAUGAAAGAUGCAUAGCCGACAGUUUAGCUACAUUUGAAGAAUUAUACCAGAAUUUAACACUCCAACUUUUCGGCAUAGAGCAAUUUAGCGAAUUAGACUUUUUCCGCAUGUUCGUUGCAGUUCUUGAUGAAAAUUCCGCUCCACUCAGUAAAAUAAAAAGCUCGCAAAUACUUGAAGAUUUUUUUACCAGCAAAUCCAUCUUCAUACAUCUAAAGCAGAUUGCUGAAAAUGUUUGUUCUACUUCUGAUAAAUGUAUUCAUGGCUCUCAAUAUUCUCGCAAUGUGAAAAUAACUAAUGAAGUAAUGGAAUUAGUUGGUUAUAAGACAACCUUUGUUGUUCCGCUAGUUAAGAGACGAGCAGAGGAUCAAACAAGAUGCGCUGAAAGUACAGGAUGCCAGAAUGGUGGUACGUGCAUGCUGUACUCAGAUACCUGUCAUUGUCGCAAGGGUUACAUUGGUAAAUUUUGUGAAAAUGAUAUCGAUGAGUGCGAAAUUCCAAACAUUUGUGGCAAUGCUAAGUGCUUGAAUCUACCUGGUUCAUUUGUUUGUUCUUGUGAAAGUAGCAAUACUGUAAGAGCUCCACUACAGUGCAGCAGCAGUUAUGAUAACGACAUUUGCAAUAAAUGCCACAGAGGGAAAUGCUUUAAAGAAGAUGAUGACAAGUAUUCAUGUAAAUGUGAUCAAGGCUACACUGGUCGUUACUGUCAGCUGAAAUCUCGAUGUUUUGAUGGGCCCUCAUCAUUAAUUAAUUUUACUUUCGAGAAUGCAAUCUUCAAAUUUACUCUAGGCUUCAAAACUUCAAGUCAGUCGGGUUUGUUGGUAAUGAUUUACGGAUCCAGCAAGUUCACACUUACUUUAGCAUUGCAAAACGGCCACAUUCGUUUACUCAGCUCAACGGAAGGCAAAAAAAUGGAGUUAUUGAUAAAUGAAGAAGUGGGCGAUGGCAAGUGGAAGUUGAUUCGUUUUCAGUACAAGCAUCAAACAUUGAAAUUAACGCUGGAAAAUUGCGAUGAAGAUGGUUUCUGUAGACCAUGUAAUAACUCUCGCUGUUUUACUGCGACAAAGGAUUUUAAAAUUUUAAUUUUGUUACGUCCUUCUGAUACUUUUGAAACAUCUUAUAAGCUUCCAAACGAUCCAACUGGUGGGCUAAAAAAAAUAAGGUUGUUUGUUUGUGAGCAGAGCUUCGCUAAGAAUGCCAUAGCUGAUUUUGAAGGCUGCAUGCGUCAGCUUGUUAUGAACGAUUACAAUAUCGAAAAUAUUAUCAAUUCACCAGAGCAGGAGAUUGAAAAAGAAGAUGAAUUAAAAACAUGCGCAAAUGAUAAUGAUGAUGCGGAAACGACGGAUAUUUGUUUAGGUGGUAUUUGUGUUAACGAUGACAACCAUUAUAGGUGUAUAUGUAAAGAUGGUUAUGAUGCAGUAAACUGCCAUAAAGCGAUUGAACCAUGGUAUUUUAACAAUGGAGGUGUUGUUUUCCGCCUUUCCGCGUUCAUCAUUCAUCAAAUUAAGUUUACGACAUUGAAUGCUUCCAUUAAAAUAUCAUCUCGAAGACAUGAGCGCAGUCUCACUGAUCAUAACAAAGAAACAUUACGUGAGAUUCCGUGUGAGGAAUCUGAAAUUGAAGGCGACAUAAUAGAUGAUAUUUCGGCACAAUGGAUGGAACUGGAUUUUCGAACAGCUCUGGAGAAUACCAUAAUUUUAAUGAUCAUCGAAGAAAGAAAAUACAGUAAGAUUGAGCUGAUAAAUGGAUCCGCUUAUUUGAUAGCAAAAUUGCAAGGUGCUAAGCCAGUACAAGUGCAUAUAGAAAGUGAUUUGAAUGACAUGAAGUGGCAUCGUUUAAGCUUGCAGAUCAGCGAAGAUCAAAGACUUCUUCGAGUCGAGGCAAGUUGUAGUCAGAAUCUCAUUCAAAUUGAUGGACAUGGAAAAGAAAUUAAAUCAGAAGAACAAUUGCCAACUUUGAUCUCUGUUUCUCUGAAGUUUGUAUCACUAGGGGAAGACCCUAUGGAGAAUAGAAGUGCUGCAUUUAGCGGAUGUUUCAGGCGUUUAAUUGUCAACAAUCAAGCACAAAGUUUUGACAGUUUAGAACGAAAUCUGUUAUCACAACAAAUUUACAGAAGUAUUCGUCAUAAUGGAGUACAGAAGGGUUGCGAUCAUUUAUCGACUAUUAGAGUUAAUAUAGCCUUACUAAAGAGGGAAGCAUUCUGGAUCUUAAUGCUUAUUUUAUUCAUUCUGUUUCUGUUCCUCACCUUGAUAGUUCUUUUUUGGUUUCUACGAAGACAACCUUCUAGUCGGAAUAAACAAAAAGGACGAAAAAAAUGGUGGAAAACAAAGUUUCUGAAAUUACUCUUCGUAUUAACGUCGAACUCUGAUAAUAGUGAAGAGGUCAGUAAUGGAGACAGUAAUCGGAUAGCUCCUCAGCAAGCCAUUUACUUCAGUUCCAGCGCAACACUAAAUAACAAUGAGGUAGAUUAUUCGGAGCAAUUAUUGAAUUAUUUAUUACCAUAA
Messenger RNA from Thelazia callipaeda (thelaziosis nematode), 8112 nucleotides. The record is from the annotation of a GenBank genome assembly. NCBI's taxonomy places the organism in Eukaryota, Metazoa, Nematoda, Chromadorea, Rhabditida, Thelaziidae.